AGAGUGGACAUGUUCCAGCAGAACAUCUUCUUCACCCUUAAAGGAAGGUCUUCCUACGCCACUGUUCCGGGAGCUCUGGUGUCCCUGCUCGCGGUGAUUGUUUUGGCGGCAUAUGGAGGAGCCUUGAUGCUGAGAAUGGUUAAACGGAGGGAAGUCAACUGGAGCACCAAUUCAUAUUUUAAUGAUCUUAAAUAGUGAUGAUAGUAUGUUAGAGCUCGAUGAUAAUCAUCCAAAAAUAAUGCUAAACUACCGUUUUGAAGAGCCUGAUUCUUUUCCUAAAGAAAUCGAUCUUUCAGGCUAUUCUCAAUAUGUCAAAAGAUCCCAUGACAAUUAUAAAUUUUCUGGGAAAUACUUUUCUCAUGGAACUCCAGUCCUUGAGAAAACAGAAAGAAAUGAUGACAUUGGCGAGAAUAUAAUAUCCCAAUUCCAAACUAGAAGGACUGGCUUACUAAAGUUUGUUAGAGUUUCUAGGGGAAGGCCCAAUUUUAAGGAUCCAUGAAGUGACUACAGCAGAAAUACUACACAGAUAUUUCUGAUUUUUCGUCCGAAAAUAUUUAAAGGUUAUUUACAAUUUUAUGACUGCAGAGAAGAAUUUGACUCUGACCUGAUAAGCAGAGGUACUUACAGAAGUGAUGUCAAAUACAUUUGCCCAAAAUUCACAGGUUUUCAGUACUCAGGCAAUGAGCUUAAUUCUAAGAGCCAUUACUUAUCGAUUCUUUUUAUCAAUCCUUGAAAAUCUGGAUGUGUGAGUCUGAGUACGACAGAAUGGGAGGAAAUGUUCAAAACCAGUCGCUUAAAUGUGUUUGUGAAGAAUAAAUAUGUGGAUCUUAAUGACAUCGACAACCCCUUUAAAUCCAGAACAACAAACUAUAAGUUCUAUAAUACCUCAGAAGGAGGAUUGGUAGCAUACUUUAACUUGAUAAAACAUGAAGUAAUCCUAGAAGACUCAUAUUGGCCGACCUGGAGAAUAUGGACAGAACCUAACCCAAUUGUUUUCUAUACAUUGGAACUACACCAAGAGUCAGCUUUGCAUAGAAAAGAAUUCAAAAUUGUGAUUGAAACGGGAGACGAAGUCAGACAAUAUAGGAGGAAAUUCCUCUCCUUUCUAGAAGUUACAGGAACCAUUGGAGGUAUCUUCGAACUCAUUGAGAUCAUAUUUGGCUUUGCCAUUGGGAUCUAUUCUUCAUACAUGUUCAAGCGAGACCUUACGAAGUACCUCAACCAAGCUAGUCAUGAUGUGGAGCAGAUUGAGGGAGUGCUUCAGGAGGGCAACCAAGAAGAUUCUAAGAUAAAAGAAAAAUCGAACAGAUUAAAACCAGAUGAAGAAUUGAAAGAGCUUGAAUUUAAAGGAAACUGAAUAGAUGAAGAAUCAAAAAUUAACGAUAGUUCUAAUUUAAUGAUUGCUCAACUAAAUUCUUUUCAAAAUAAAAAUCCUUGCAAGUAACAACAUUGAAAUGAAACAAAAAGAACCUUCAGCUUCCAAACAUAAAUCCAUCCACGAGAAACUAAUGCCUUUUGAAUCUGAGAAGUUUCUCGAUUACGAUUCAUUCAAAAGCAACCUCGACUGAGUUCAAAUUAUCAAAGACAUCAAAGUGCUACAACAAAAAGUGGCGUUUCUCAUCGAAACGAGUCCAGUCUUGAAUGAUCAAGCCACACUCACUCAUGCUAAAAAGACACAGAAAUAACUCUGAAGCCAAUAGGGCAGGAGUCAGCAACAAAGGGGGCGCCAAUAUAAACAAGAAUUAUACAAUGGCCACGAAAACUCAAGGGAGAGAUCCAAAGAGAAGUCGAGUGUUCCCAUUCUCAGACUCAAAAACUUGUUCUUCCAAAUAGCAUUUGUAAGCCUCGACUGUUUAAAAGUCCGAGCAAGUUCAAAAGCAGAAUUCUAAACUACAAAGCAGAAGACAGCCAAGAAGAAGAGCCUAAAUCUGAUUCCAUAGAUGCAUCCAAAAGCUUUGAUUACCUUUAA
Molecule: messenger RNA, 1969 nt
Organism: Moneuplotes crassus
Lineage: Eukaryota; Ciliophora; Spirotrichea; Euplotida; Euplotidae
Source: the annotation of a GenBank genome assembly